Messenger RNA from Amphiprion ocellaris (clown anemonefish), 5463 nucleotides. RefSeq names its product arf-GAP with dual PH domain-containing protein 2-like. Gene Ontology annotation, molecular function: GTPase activator activity; phosphatidylinositol bisphosphate binding. Bases 3962 to 5104 code for a protein of 380 amino acids. The transcript is spliced from 11 exons. Lineage: Eukaryota; Metazoa; Chordata; Actinopteri; Pomacentridae. The record is from RefSeq and is a predicted model, not a curated record. Gene Ontology annotation, biological process: positive regulation of GTPase activity. Gene Ontology annotation, cellular component: intracellular membrane-bounded organelle; plasma membrane.
GCAGGCGUCCAGGGGUCUGCCGGUGUCGUCCUUGCAGGGAUCAGAGGAGGAGGACAGUGUGGCGUUCAAGGUCUCAAAUCCCGCCACGGGAACCCGGCUUCUCCAGCAGCAGGUGCACUGGAGGUACCGCAGCUCCAGCUCGGGGAGGGAACCGUGCUGAGGGCCGCGGAACAAACCAGACGGCCCCGCAUACUGAGCUGUGGAGAUCAGUGUGUCUUCAGAUGGACUGAAACUUUUAUAAUGUCGGCUUCUGCACAACACGUGAGUAUCGAGUUAUGUGUAAAUAACUUUUGGACUUACUUUAAACAGAAAAGUAACUCCCCAAAGCUGGGUACGUUAAAGGAAAAUGGACUAAACACAUCAAGCUAUAAGAAAUAUUAUCAUAACCGUUAAAAAAAAUACCACUUGCAUAUGCAACUAGCUAGCUACAUUGCUCCUCAAAUUUAAAUUAAUAGAGGGAAUAAGUCAGAUGAUUUCACAACAGUUACUUACCUCUCUUGACGAGCAACGACAGAAAUCUCCUGGCGACCCACAUCGUCGUUAUUUAGAAUAAAUAUUUGACAAUUUGUGAUACAACAUCAUGUGAGUUUGUCCUUUGGUUAUUUAGUGUCCGACGGAUUCAACUGACCGGUGUAGCACAACAAACACCGCUGCGAUUAGUUCCGGGUGGUUCUUCUUCCUUGUUUAUUGGACGUUAAAAGUAUCUGCCGCCACCUAGUGGAUGGGAGUGUGUAGAGUUCUUGGAUGAAAUGAUAUGAUUUCUGCAGGCCUACUUCAGUACGGGAAGAACUGUGUGGGAUACUGCAGUAUAUGCAGUUCAUCCUGAGUAUAGACUGCCUGUAUCACAUAGUGUCUAUUACAUUUAUGCUGUCCAUACUAUUUACGUUGUCCCCACUGUCCAUCCUGUUCAUAUUGUGUAUUCCGGCCAUUUAUUACUACAUGCAGAUUUAUAGUUAUCUGUAUUCAUAUUUUUGUCUACAGCUAUUGUAAUUAUAUUUUUAGUGUGUUCAUACUACAUGUAUACUGUUCAUAUAACAUACUGUUUAAACCCAUAUUGCAUAUAAUACACAUUGCUGCUAUUUUUGCACUUGCGGUUUGAUGCUAAACUACAUUUCCUCAUUUUAGCACUUUGUGCAAAGAAACAAAAUUAAUGCAUGUCGAUAUAUUUAAUUAUGUAUGCUAAUUAUAAUGAUGGCUAAUAAUCUGAAGGUUGAAAAUCCUAUUAAGUUUUUUAUGCAAACAAAAAAACAGGCCUUAAAUAAACAUUGGAUUGUAAAAUAGUUGAUUUAAAGGCAGCCACACAAGGGCUGACAAGAAGAGAGAGUCAGAUGCUAUAACAUGCUUAAUACAGGCUGGUGAGAGGCCCAAAGCAAAAGGAAGUAUAUUUAUGCUCUCGAGACCACCUUUGUUGUCUGUAUUCUCCACAUAUGUACAAUAUCGUAACAAUAUCUACUCCUUUUCUUCUCAGCUGUGUUGGAAUAUAACACUUUAAACACAUAUUGCAAAGAUUAAAAGUGUACAGUGUUCCUUUGGCAACCUUUUGUGUUAGAUUGGGAGCUGCUGCUUAUACUGAAGUUUUGCCUAUUUUUAUGGUGUAAAAGGAUGUGCAGGUAAAAUAGAAAAUAACGACGCCUAAAAGAGAAAAAAUCUAGCAGAGACACAUCCGAGGUUCAAAACUGACAAUUGGGUACAUUCUGAAAAAAGGCUAAGGAAAACUAGAAAAUGGCAAACGAUCCGGUUGGUGGGAGACCACAAGUGUAAUUGAUGAGUGAACGAUAAUUUGCAUGGUGCAGAAAAAAACCCUUGAUGACUGCACAGCAAGUCAUGAAUUCUCUCCUGGAUGUAAAGUUAUGCAUGUUUCCCUCUGAGAGAACUUAAUGGCCGAAUUAGAGGAUUCACCGCAAGAUGCAAAUCCCUGGUGAUGCCUCAACUACAGGAACACCAGGUUUUUGAGGUUUGAAAACCUUCCUAAAAGAGUAGUUUUAGUUUUAUAGACCAGUGAAACAAAAAUCAACCUUUGUAGUGGCAGGAUGAAGAAAGUGUGCAGAAAAAAAGAAUCAGCUCAAUAUCCACAUCAUAACCAAAAACACAUACAUGUACUGCAGCCCAGAGCCUGAAAGACAAAAAAAAACAAAAGAAAGUGUAGCUGUUAACUGAACGUAUGUGAUAUAUUUUGCAUUACGUUUAGCAAUAAAGUACAAAACCAUAGUUAGUUGGAUUUAUAUUUUAAUAAGCAUUAUAGUUUUGCACUUCUAUUCUACUGCAUUUCAGAGGGAAAUAUGUAUUAUACCUUUUAGUCAACUGCAUUUAUUUCACAGCUUAUUCUUCUUUUAGCUAACCAGCCAAAAACUCUCUUCAUCUGCAGCAAAGAUAAUAUGAAAAUGUUUCUUUCCCGCUAAUGUUUCAGUAAUAAUCCACUAAUAACUCUGAGAGGGGCCAUUCUGCAGCUUAAUGAGCACUUUUGGAGCACUUUAAUGAGGUAUUGAAUGCAAGACUUUCACUUGUAACAGUGUGAAUGUUUAGACUGUACUGCUUUUUCUUACACCACAUUUUACCCAACAUCUCUCUCAGACAGAAAGAAUAAUCGUCAUGAAGUUCAGGUAUUUUGCUGGGCAUCAUUAGUUAGUUAUGUGGAAAUAAACGGGUGAAAGAGUACAUUUGUUAUGUAUGAUCUGUUAGCUUAUUUUGCAUUUCCAACUUAUUGAUCCAAGUUUAAAUUUAAAAACUUUAAAAACUAUCUUAACUGAGCUUUCUCACUGCUUUGGUGUUCUUUUUUUGAAUGGCACAAACGUAGCGCAGUGGCUCCCUUCUGCCUUGAUCCAGCAGCAGGUACACUGCAGUACACUCUUCAUACAGGCAGUUGGAUCUAAACUGAAAAAGUCUUUUUUUCAUGGCAGCAGCAGGGAGCCUUGUGAACUCCUUCUUCUUGCGUUGCCACUGACCUUUACUUUGAAAACAAUGGAAGUGGUGGCGACAAACCAACAGUCGACUCCCUGAAGCAACUCAGAGUUUUGCAUUACAUCAAAGCCAAGAUAAGAAGGUUUUAAAUGUUUGAUUAUAAAAUCUAAUGAAUAUACAGUAUAAUCCACUGAUAAGAAAUGCACAGACGUAUAUGACAUGCUUGUCAGAAAACUUACCAAGAUUGUAGCUUGUGAUGAAACUGUGCUCAUGAUUUUGUUGGGUAAAGACUCUGCUUAGUCACACUUGCAGGUGCUUUCAUUGGUUUUGGUGAUAAGACCUCUGUUCAGGUUGUAGGUGAGUAAAGCUCGGAAUCAGAUCCAUAUAUCUAUUUAAGUGGUGAAAGUGGAAUUUGCUCAGCAACAAAGGCAAGAAAGUUUAACAGACAGAUCAGGGAAAUGUAAAUCAAGUUGUGUUCAAAAGUCCUACAAACAGGCACAAGAAGAGGAAACAUUUGUAUUUGUAUUUUAACUUUUAAUUGAACAAAACCUUGUCCAAUUUUUUGCACUGUGUACAAAAAGUCUAUAUGAUUUCCUACAAGAAAGAGAUGUGAAAGGUUCCAGCUCCCCAGGACCCUACAGUGGAUCAAGUGGUCUAUAGAAAAUAGAUGCCCAGAUAUUCUCGUUUAAGAUAGGCCCUAACUCUAUAAACAACAUAACAUCUCCUCCACACAGUCAAAAUCACUGUUUUCUAUGGAACUACAAGUCUAUCAGCCUGAUGGUGUAAGUCAAUCACCCAGUAACAGAGUGACGUGUGUUUCACUUCCUUUCUCAGUUAUUUCUGGACCUCUGCGUUUGUAUGCAGAACAAUAAACUUCAUGAUGCUGCCCUGGUAAGAGGAAAUACUGGUCCACCGGCCAGUGAGAAGAAAUGAUGUUUUCACCUGCUACAGCGCCAGAUAGUUCUUUAAUAUACGAUAUGUAGAAUCACUAUGGAGUUAAUGCCUAGUAGAUGUUUUGUUGGGAUUUGUCUGUCAGUCUGACCGAAGCAAACUACCUUCAUCUAUGGCCAAUCUGGAAAGAAAUAACAAAAUCCUACUGGAUUUGGUGCGACAGCCGGGAAAUAACUUGUGUGCUGACUGUGGGGUUCCAGAGCCUGACUGGGCGUCCUACACUCUUGGCGUCUUUGUGUGUCUGAACUGCUCAGGGAUGCAUCGUAAUUUGCCCGCUGUCAGCAAAGUGAAAUCCAUUCGGCUGGACCAUUGGGAUGAUUCACUAGUUGAGUUCAUGCAGGAGAGGGGUAACUCUGCAGCCAAAGCCAUUUUUGAAAAGUGCGUCCCUGCCUUUUUCUACCGGCCACAACAGAAAGACUGUGUUGUUCUUAGGGAUCAGUGGAUCCGUGCUAAAUAUGAAAGACGUGAAUUCACAGAAGAAGACAACUACUUUCUGCAAGCAUAUAACUCAGAUCUGUUUGAGUCAACACUAUGGAAGAAAGGCAAAGACAACAAGCAGUUUCUAAAGAGGAUCUUCCUGCUGUCGAGGAAAGACUUCACCCUCAGAUACUUCAUUAAAGAAGAUUCCAAGGUUCCCAAAGCUGUCAUCAGCAUGAAGAAUCUGAAUGCAGUUUUCCAGCCGGAGAAGAUCGGUCAUGCUCAUGGUCUGCAGAUCUCCUACCUGGAGGACGAACGUAUGAGGAACCUGUUUGUUUACCACACCAACGGGCAGACAGUUGUGUCUUUUUUCAAUGCUAUCCGGGCAACACGGUUCGCAUACCUCCUGAAGAAACAUCCUACUCUCCGAGACAACGAUUUAAUACCUCAAAUAACAACACUUUGCCUGAAGGAGGGGUACAUGGAGAAAACCGGCCCGACGCAACGGGAGCCAUUCAAGAAGAGAUGGUUCACACUGUGCUCAAUGAACAGAAAGCUUCUGUAUUUUAAAUCUCCACUGGAUGCAACAGAGCUGGGCGCUGUGUUCAUUGGCACAGAAGAUCACGGAUAUUCUGUUUCGGAAAGCAGCAGCCGGGGAAUGAGAGGAGGAAGAUGGCACCGUGGGAUCACAUUUGAGACCCCAGGCAGGCAGUUCGUGUUCAUGUGUGAACAGGAGCAGGAUCAGAAGGAGUGGAUGGAGGCCUUCAGAAAGGUCAUCUCUCAACCCAUGACACCAGAGGACUACGCUAAUGAAGCCAACUUAAGAAGGGGGAAGUGAUUGGAGCACCUGCUGGUUUGCAAGAAGACUUAAGUAUCCUUUUGGGACAUGACAUAAAGAUGAACCAUAUCAUCAACUCUAACACUUUGCACAAGCUCCAAGUACACAGUCUGCAAUGUGACACUUUGGAGGCAAUUAAAUCUGAGCUCACUGGAGUCAAAUAUUGUAUUUAUUACACAUGACGACUUUAAAAACAAAUCAUUUAAUUUUAGUUGAGAUGUUGUAUUUUUUUGUGCUUGAUUUCAUUUGCACAUUUUCACAAUAUUAGGAUUUUCUUACACUUUUUCACUGUAGCUGUCAGGAGUCUGUGAAACUUUCAUCAUAUAAAAACGUAAUAAACAGUUAAAUCCUGCUUUUAA